Molecule: messenger RNA, 231 nt
Organism: Paramuricea clavata
Lineage: Eukaryota; Metazoa; Cnidaria; Anthozoa; Malacalcyonacea; Plexauridae
Source: the annotation of a GenBank genome assembly
AUGAUUCCAGCUGAAAAUGCCAAACACAAGAUAACAAGAAAUUCAUCACAUUUUAAGAAGAUAACACGACCGUCCACUUGGGGAUCCACUAUGAAUGACGAUGAUGGUGAAGACCAGGAUAUUCCAAACAGUGAUAUUGAAGAACCAGGGAUACAAGAACAACCACAAAGACGAUAUCCUUUAAGAUUAAAUCGGGGACAACCCCCUAACCGCUUUAGAGUACAACAGUAG